This is a messenger RNA of Acanthamoeba castellanii str. Neff, 1941 nucleotides long. Its product is annotated as Fbox domain containing protein. Lineage: Eukaryota; Discosea; Longamoebia; Acanthamoebidae. The record is from RefSeq and is a predicted model, not a curated record. Gene Ontology annotation, molecular function: protein binding. Bases 1 to 1941 code for a protein of 646 amino acids. The transcript is spliced from 14 exons.
AUGGACGUGCUGUGGCGCGACGAAUACGAGGACGAGGAGGAGGAGCCGGUAGCGGAUGCUGCCCACGACACCUAUGAAGACGAAGGGGGCGAGGCGGUGCAUGAGGUACUGCCGCUCGAGGUCAUGCAGCACAUCGUCAGCAUGCUCGACCCAACCAGCCUCGCUCGUGCCGAAAGCGUGUGCCGAGCGUGGCACUCCGCCUGCGCGUCGCCGUUCGUGUGGGAGACCGUCUUCCGGCGCCACUUCAGCUCCCGCCCCGCCGCCUCUGUGGGCUGGCGUGAGCGCUGUGUGAAGGCGGCCAUCGCGCUUCGUCGCCUGUACUCUCAGUCCUGCACCAGCCACGAACAGCGCCUGAGGGACAUCAUCAAUUGUGGCCACGACCUGGUGCUGCGCGAUCUGCUGGCGACGGAGGGCGCACGGGUGAGCCUUGACCUGCUCAACGGCUGUCAGCCCGUAUCGGUCGACCAAUACGGCAACUCCAGGCACACCAACGACGGCCGCGGGAGGCCGGUCUUUCUGGCGGCCAAUGUGGGCAGCGCCCCCGUGCUCGACAUCCUGGCCCUCGCCGGCGCCGACGUCAAUGUUAUCCACAACGCCGCCACGCCGGUCGGCGUCGCCGCGGCCAAGGGGUUCCUCGACGCCGUCGAGGUACUGCUGCGGCAUGGCGCUGGCGGCGAUGACUUCACGCGGAUCAUCCGAGAGCAGCAAUCAACGACCUACACGCGCAAGGGUGUGCUGCCUCUCUUCUACCAGGCCGCCACCGGCGGACACACCAAGAUCAUGGAAAUACUGCUGGCGAAGGCCGGCGGGCCGGAACGAGCGCGGGAGAUGGUCCGAGCUGCUGACGUCUUUGCCGCCGAGAAUGGAAGUGUGGCCAUGGUGGAGCUCUUGCUCAGACAGGGCGCUGCUACGCUCCACCGGCGCGAGUCGACCGUGCGCCUGCUGGUGGAACGCGGCGCGCAGCUCAUCCAAGCGACGACCCGGGGGCAGAAGUGCGGCGUGGACAUCAAUCUCGCUGGCGCGGGCGGGCGCACCCCGCUCCACAGCGCCCUCCGGUCGGUAACCACGAGCCUGUCAUUCAUCCGCUAUCUCCUCAGCCGCGGCGCCGACGCCAAGGCGAUCGACGAUUCCGGAUUCGGCGCCCUCCACCAUGCGCUCGCACGCGUGCCACCGGAGGAGACGCUGGAGAUCUGUCGAUGCCUGAUCGAAGCUGGAGCCGACGUCCACCAAAAGAACCCUAUCUUGCCCGGCUUCAGUGAUGUGGACAUGGUCACGGACGUUCUAGAUCUGCUUGCCGAACACGGUGUCAACGUUCGAGAUCCGGAGGCUGCGGCCAAGAAUGCCAACUGUAAGCUCCUGGAGGUGUUGCUGGACCGAGGAAUGGAUCCGAACGCGGACGGAGGGCAUCCCAAUGUAUUGCUGCCGCUGCACGCCACGUUGACCUACGGCCACUGGAACUGGGCCGACAAGGUGCCAAAGGCCAUCAAGCUGCUGCUUCAGCGAGGAGCCGAUCUGAAUCGACAUUCGGGACCUCGUCAAGGACCCGCCUUGUUUUUCGUCCAGCAGUUCCGACCCCAAGAUUUCGACCUGUUGAUGGCCCACGGAGCGGACAUCAAUGCAAGGAAUGCCUACGGGGAGACCUUAUUGCAGGUUAUCGUUAGCCACGAGCCAUCGUUCCACGGCCAACUCAGUACCGCCAAGGAGUGGGUCACCACCCUGAUCGCGAGCGUGCUCGCUGAUGAGUGGUUCUCACGGCAGCGCGAACAACAAAACACAGAGGGCGCCGACCCGAAGCAGUGUCGGGUGAUCUUUGAGCCGCGCACACCGCGAGUUCAUCGCGUGGAGUGGGCUGCGUUCCUCCGCUCGGUGGGAAUUGCAACCACGCCGUCGUUCGAUGAGCCCGACCAAGACCAAGAAAACGAAACCGAAAGCGACGCUUGA